Molecule: messenger RNA, 3414 nt
Organism: Psilocybe cubensis
Lineage: Eukaryota; Fungi; Basidiomycota; Agaricomycetes; Agaricales; Agrocybaceae
Exons: 16
Coding region: 1-3414 (1137 amino acids)
Biological process (GO): proteolysis
Molecular function (GO): aspartic-type endopeptidase activity
Source: RefSeq, a predicted model, not a curated record
AUGAUCAUCGCGCAUUUCACUAUUCCGGAGCUGGUUUUAACUGAGAAAGAGUCGGCGGCUCUUUAUUUCAUCAGUGCUCUUUCCGACGUCGUGAUUGCUGGGUUGCUGUGUUAUUUUUUGAAAGUUUCGAAUAGUCGUACAAAAAUUCCAGCAACACGUCUAGUACUGAAAGACGUCUUUCAUUACGUGAUCGCAACGGGUAUUCUUACAAGUGCAUGUGAGAUCGGAGCUGUAAUUGCAUAUUUCAUACGACCAAAUGGCCUUUACUUUGCUGCAAUACACUUUUCAUUAGGGAGAUUGUACACCAACUCGCUACUUGCAGCAUUAAAUGCUCGUAAGAAAAUGAAGGACAGGCUCCAACCAAGAGGUCCCAAUAUUGUUCGAGGUGUCAAUAGUCACGGGUCGACCAUCACGCAGCCAAAUAUGCAUACAGUAUCCAUAAAGGCGGCUGAAGGUGAUGAUUUUGAUGGCAAACCUCCACAGUACGCCCUACCAGGAGAUUGCGAUAAAUCCGGUGAAACUGUCUUAUUGAAGGUGCCAACCACUAACCUCAUCGAAAAAUCCGAACAUCGAGAAGUCGGAGUCCAGGAUACCAGCACAUCACCGAAUAUCAUGAUCAAAGGCAAUCAACUGCCUUUCGAGAUUCUUGCUCACAUAUUUCAGCUAUACGUCGAUGAAGACAAUAAGGCAUCUUAUGACAUUCGUCCAAUGGGUGCUUUUCCUCUCGGCGCUGUCUGUCGAAUGUGGCGUCAUGUUGCUUGGGCGUGUCCUAAACUUUGGGCUUCACUUCAAACCUUCCACGUACGACAAGCGACAACGCAUGGACAAAUUCAACUAGCAGUUGAGUGGCUUAGCCGUUCGGGCCAAUAUCCCCUGACUAUCUUUCUUCGUGGAUAUAUUCUCUCUGAUUCAAGUGACAAUAUGCGUGCUCAAAUGAAGGUUGGAGCACUUCUUAUCCCUUUAAUGGAUGCCAUCAGCCAUUCCCUGAAUCGGCUACAUACUCUCGGAUUAAUUGGGCUUCCGGGAUCGACAGUUUCCCGACUCAGCUGGGCAUCUGUUCCAGCAACAGCGCUAAAGCGUCUGUAUCUGGACACCCCUCAAAGCACAUGCCUUCUCGAUCUUUCAUCCUCUGCGCCAUCCUUCCUUAAUAUGCAAACUAUGUCGCUGGACGCACUCACCAUCAACUGGAACAACCUUACUGAAUACGGGGCGGCCGAAAUGGUCCUAGACGAUGUGCUUCAAGUGCUUGCACUUGCUCCUCGAAUAGCAGUAUGUCACAUAGUCGAUCUUGAAAAAAGUGACGACUUCCCAUUGCAAAGCACUGGCCGUCCCGUCGUAUGCCAUGAACUGACAAAUCUUUACGUCAAUCCAAUGUACCACACCGAAGAUGUGGUCUCUGAGCUCCUCCAAAAGAUUACAUGCCCUAAGCUCGAUGGUUGCACUAUCGACGACGAUGCAACACUGCAACCUUCUACGGUGCUAGAUUUUCUGCAUAGGUCAUGUUGCCCCAUCACCGGCCUCGUGCUCGGCGAAGAAAUCUGCUCGGGAGAGGACCUCUACCGUAUCGCAACCGCCUUCCCAUCACUCACAACUAUCUGGAUGCGCAAGUUGGACGAUUGGAUGGGUGUGGAGUCGUCUCUAUCUCUCUUGCCGUUUUUCAACGCUCUUUGCGUGGAAUUUCGAUACGACUCACAAACACAUCCCGUGCUACUUCCGCAACUGAAAAUUUUCACAGUUGAUACCCGUAAUCCAAUUCCAUGGGGAAAGCUUCCUGGCUUCCGUCAUAAGCGUUUGUUUACGAGUGAUGGCGAGUGUAACGGGUACGAGGUUGUCAGGCCAGGCUUGGAAAAAAUUACCAUGUACACAGAGUACGGCUACUUCCAGCCACAAAUGGACUCUGAGCGUCGUACUGGCGAGGGAGAGGCCGAAAAUUCCAAGCAACCCCCCCUUGGUUUGAUUCGAGAUUGGCAGUCCUUUUCGGAGCUUGUCAAGCUCGCUGCUGAAGUUCGCCUGGAUUUGCAAGUGAAGGGGCGCGAUUUAUUCUACCUGUCGUAUGUUGCGCUCAAAAGCGUUGUUGGGGAGGCCCCAGAUGAUGUGAAGCAGUUUAUGGAGGGAAGGCCGGUCCCAAUGGAUAUAAAUGAUUCUGGGGCGUCCAGCCCGUUUACCUUCAAAGGCGUACUUCGACUCCAUUGGCCUAUCAUGCUGAAAACAAUUUUCUUUAUCGCACUCCUGGUAGUCGAGUUGGCAGGGAACCCAAUACUCGUUGAAAGGUCCCCUAUUAACCUACCCAUAUCUCGUCGGGCAAACAUCACGGGUGGUCUUGACCUCUUGAAGCGUGACCGUGCCCGGGUCGGAUACAUUAAAACACAGGCCGUCUCGAGAGGACCUGCAGAUUUGCGGUCUGUUCGCGAUUUUUUCGAUUUCAUUGACUACGACGGGGUUGGCUACGUUGCCAAGGUCGGCGUUGGUUACCCAACUACAUAUUUCAAAAGUUCAAACACAUGGAUUGGAGCCGGCCGACCAUACGAGAAAACCUUUACCAGUCACAAGACUACGUACCGGGUGGAACUCAAUUAUGGAUCGGGAUCCAUCUUUGGAGACGAAUAUAUUGACAACUUAUUCCUGACUCCGAGCCACGUAGUCGCACGGCAAUCUAUAGGAGUUGUUAACAAGGCGAAAGGAUUUGAGGGUGUGGAUGGUAUACUAGGAAUCGGUCCUGUUAAUCUUACUUUGGGAACCUUGUCUGACAAUAGCAUUCGAGUCCCAACUGUGACGGACAACCUUUUCUCACAAGGGACAAUUUCUUCCAAUGAAAUCGGAAUAACCUUCCAGCCAACCACUGCAACUGAUGAACAUGGUGCUAAAGGAGUAAUAACCUGGGGCAGACCCGACUCGCACUGGUUCACAGGCAAUAUUUCCUACAUAUCGUUGACGAACAAAUUUCCUUCCUCUGAAUUCUGGGGGUUCGACCAUUCUAUCCGAUAUGGCUCAUCGACCACAAUUCUGUCCUCUGGAACUGGAGUCGUCGAUACAGGUGCCACCUUUAUUCUGCUCGCCCGAGAUGCAUUUAACAGAUACCAGGCUGCUACAAACAGUCAGCCCGAUAGCAAUACUGGCUUAUUAAAGCUACCGGCUUCCAGUUACAACAGUCUAGAAAGCUUAUUUUUCUCUGCAGGAGAACAUACUUUUGAAUUUACUUCCAAUGCGCAAAUAUGGCCUCGAUCGCUAAACGCUGACAUAGGCGGAGUCGCUGGAAGCAUUUAUCUCAUUGUUGCGGAUGCGGGAACUCCGUACCCCUAUGGAGACGUUGCUUACGGCUAUGUUUUUCUUCAACGAUUUUAUUGUGUAUACGAUACCGCAAACAGGCGCCUGGGUCUUGCAGAGACAGAGUUUACAAGAGAUACAUCCAAUUAG